Messenger RNA from Anneissia japonica, 4287 nucleotides. RefSeq lists its product as uncharacterized. The transcript is spliced from 7 exons. The coding region runs from base 6 to 1289 and encodes 427 amino acids. NCBI's taxonomy places the organism in Eukaryota, Metazoa, Echinodermata, Crinoidea, Comatulida, Comatulidae. The record is from RefSeq and is a predicted model, not a curated record.
CAAAGAUGGUGAAAAAAGUCUGUCUUUUGUUGAUGACACUUUUUAUUUGUGCUGAGUUUAAUUUUGCCAACUCAAAACGUCAACAUGUGAGUAAUGUGUGUACAUAUGACCAACAGACAGAUGUUGUAAUUAAAUUUAAAGAAUCAAAACGAAAGGGGGCAAAACUUUUAGGGGCGGUCAGUACAGAUAAUUUGGAUAACUGUCAAGAAAAUUGCUGUCAACAUAAUGGUUGUACUGUAGCGCUCUUCCAUUCCACAAAUGCAACAGAAAACUGUUACUUCAUUCGAUGUUUUCCAUAUGAUGUCUGUACUUUUACAACUCUCAGCAAUUUCUCCAUAUCAACAGUCUCUCUAGAUAAUGAAGCAUCAGAUAUCAGUGAAAAAGAGGAGGAAUAUGACACAGUAACUUGGCCAAACUGGUGGUUUGAUGAAGAAAAUGAAGCAGUUGCAACAACACCAGUCAGUGAACCUUCGACCUCUGAUCAACUCCAUUCCACACCCAUUUCCUCUGACCUUACCCCAGAAUCCUUACCCCAUUCACCAACAUCUGAGACAGUUGAAGAUAACAGUACAGCAACAUCAUUGGCACAAACCUCAUCAUCAACAACAUCUUCACUAAUUGAACAAACACAUUCUUCAUCAUCUAACACCACCUUGUCUCUUUCAGAAACCUCUUCAAAUUCUGUUCCCGCUGAAUCUUCUCCGACUCCCACUUUAAACUUUCCUUCUAUUUCUUUAAAUAAUACUGGUGUGAGUUCUUCCAUGGUAAAUACACCAAUAGCAGGUGAAAGCUCUUCAGUCAAUGUAACAGAUACAGGUAUAUGGACAACAUUAAAAAAUGAUGUUCAGCAGACAACUGAUGCACCGGACAUCACAACAACAAGCUAUAUCCCAACAACAACAGAGUUGCUGACAGAGCCAACAACUCAACAACAACAUACCACUACAAAGACAUCAACAACAGAAGGCAACCAAGUAGUUGAUGGUACAGCAACAGAGUCACAUACGACAACACGUAUUUAUGUUGAUGUGACAGAAAUGAUAAUGGACACAGGAGAUACAACUAUUAUGCAAGAGCCUGUGAAUGCUACAGCAAACCCUUUAACGAAGCAUGAUGCGACAUCAACUUACAACAAACUUUCUUCUAAUGGUGCUUUAAUUGCAUCACUGUGUUUUAGCGUUUUAUUUGCAUGUGCUGUAUGUGUCCUACUGGGAAAGCGUUGGUAUGAGGGUUACCAGAGACGACAUUACUCCAAAGUAGACUACCUUAUCAAUGGAAUGUACAACUAAUGCUUUAACAGGGAAAGUGUAUAAAUUUGGUCAUUAUUUAGUUUGGGUUUUUAUCAUCAGAAUUGGACAUCUGAGUUAAUAAUAUACUAGUCACUAAUAGCCAAAUAUUUUUUAAAAGAAUGGCUAAAAUAAUGAUAUCUAUUAUUUUAUCCUGAAUACUUUUUCACACUAAGUGUUUUUACAAAAGGCCAUUGGGAAACAUACAUAUACUAUCAUAUUUAAAUUUAUUGAUAUUGUUAUUUUUGUUUGUUUUUAUAAUAUUUUUGAACGUGAUUGAUUAUUUGUUUUUUGUAGGUACAUGUAGCUUUCUUGUAUACUUUUUUCUGUAAUAAAUGUUUCAGUGUGUUGAAUACUUUGUUCAUUAACAAUAUUGAGUCAUUAAUUUGGCCUGUAUGUUCAGUGUUUUGUUGUUGUAUGGUGUGAGGGUCACAAAUGAUCAACUAUGUUGGAUGGAUCACCUUCUCUGAAGGUCAAUAAAUAAUGUAAUAAUAAAUAAUAAUAUAUAUAAAAUUUAACAUUCCAAUAGAAUCUGCUUGAAAUUAAAUGAGGUUGUAAUAUUUUUCUCUCUGUUUUGGUUGUUUUACUAAAAAUAUUUAUAUGUUGUCCUAAAUUUGGAAUUUAGAUGGUUGUAUAAAAAUAACUAUCAGGCCAAGUUGUGUGUAGGGAGGGAAACAUUGACUUAGGUUCAAAGUUGUUUUCCUAAUUCUGAACUGUCUAAACAGCGCCAUUAGUGAGCAAAGUAAGCCUCAUUUUUAUUGAUGAACUACAGCCUAGGAAAAUAGUGCCAAGGGUGUGUAACUUGAGGUGUUAGCACACAACUGAGGGCGGUUGAUUAAUUUUUAUUGAUUCUUUAUUUGAAAAAUACAUGAAUGGCUGGUGGCGCUGUAGAGUUGUACAUUUGAGAGACUUGAAGCAAGUUUAAGACAACAUAUCUGGUGUUAAAUAAUUCAUAUAAUAGAUUAAACUAGCACACUGCAGUUGGUAUGGUAUUGCAUUAAUUAAAUGUAUUAUCACUUACAUAUAAGAAAAGAAUUUUUUGUACUCGCUUGGUGCAUCUAUCCUCAUUUGAGUAAAGCUUUAAAGAUUGAGUUGCUUCACAAUAUUUUUUACUUAUUAAAGGUAUUAAGUAGGAUUUUCAACAUAAUCAGUUUAGGUUAUUUCCAUAGAGAUGUAUUUAAGAGGAAUAAUAUUUGUAUAUAUUGAAAUAUGAUCAAUCUAUUAUAUAAAUCAAGGUCUUUAAAAUGAAUUAUUGUGCUUUGUGAGGUAUAAUACUUUAUAAAAGAAUAAUUGAAUAUUAAUCAGUAGCUCAUUGAUUUCAUUGUGUAAUAUUUUUGUUGAAGAAAACUUAUGUCUUUCAUUUUAAAAUUCCUUUUUCAAAUUUAGAAUUUCACAAUUUAUGAUAUAUGACUAGUUCACUAUGUUUAAUCAUUUAGGAGUUCCCAUGGAAACAAGUUAAGAUAUCUUUAUUACAAUUGUGUAUAUAAGUUGAUAUUUAUUAGAGUUAGAAUACAAUCAAUCAUUCACAAUGUUAUAUACAUAAUUAUAUAGAACUCUGUUAAGUUUACAAAUACUGUCAUUUAAAUAUUUUAAAGCAGAUGUGCUAUAUUUAUUUGAUUUAAACAAUUUUUCCUUCUUAAUAUUUUUGUGAUAAUUUUUGACUUUUUUAAACAAGUUCUUUUUCAUGUUAUGAAUUUGCCCACCAUUUUGAUUUGUAUUCAACUAUUUUACAAAAGUAGCGUACUGUUUUCCAGACAGCUAACAGUAUAUUUCAGGUUAGCUGUACUGUUUUUGAUUUAGUUUCUUUCAAGUCACUAUAUUUCAUACAAUUUAUUUUUUAAUGUUUUAUUUCAUACUUAAGAAUUAAAUAAGAAAAACUGCUUAUUUGAAUUUUCAGUUACCAUUAUAAUUAUUCAUUUCUUUUUUAUAACAUUUCAUAAAAGUUAAGAUUGUUAUUGUUUGGAUUACAUUUCAGUUUAUUUUGAUUUUUGUAACAAUUUCUGAAGCAUUUAAUAAUUGAAUCAUAGUCAUAAUGCAACAAUGUGUAUUUCUCAAAAUUUAGUAAAAUGGUUUUGGAUAAUGGCUGGUUGUGAAGCAGUACAUUAUGUCUGUAAAUGUCUGUCGAUUGUUUGUAGUUAAGUCAGGUGGUGCUGCACAUACAAUGAACAGUGGCGUAUCUAGAAGUCUUGAAAUGGGGGUGCUGAUAGAGGGCUUGAAGGUGAAGUAGGGGGCUCGAUGUUCAGUUGAGGGCGCUAACCCGCAAAUUAAGGUGAUUUUUAACUACUUUUAAGUGACUUUUUUGGUGGGGCGACUGGGGGUGCGAGUCAUUUUUAGAGGGGUGUGCAUCCCCCGAGCACCCCCCUAGAUAUGCCACUGACAAUGAAGGGUAAUCAUUGCAGUGCAAUUUACACUGUAGUUUACAAGCCUUCUUUUAAAGAUCAGUUGCACACUGACUACUGUGUUGUUUACUUUUCACAUUCAUAUAUGCUAUAACAGAUGAAGAAAAACCAAAGGAAAUGCUGUUUCCAAUUACUUUAACUGGGCAUUUUAAGAUAGACUAUGCACUUUUGUUUUGAGUGUACUGUAUUCAUUAUUUUCUUAUCCUGAUAUCUUUGCUCAAUGAAUGAUCACCAAUGUUAAAAUUACUUUAAUGAAUCUUUUUUUGCAUUGUUAUUGAAGUGCACAGAGGCAUCCAUUGCACUUAAUGCAUACAUGGACAUUUAUUAUUAUUUUUAUUGCAUGAAUUUGUUUUAUUAUUUGUUCAUAUCAGAGUUUGUUCAUAAGAGUGAGCAUUGUGAGGGUAGGCUUAUUCACUGGAAAGCCAAAAGCAAUAUUUUUCUUAAUUCUGCUUUCGUGUCCUUUCCCAGGCUCUGGGAAGAACUACCUCCUCUACUUUAAAACUCUGUUAAUGUUUCCUGUUUUAAGAAUAAUUUAAUUAAGCAUUUUAUUUCAUUUUAUGUUUCUGAUUAGUUCUGAUUGAUUUUGUGUAUUUCAUUUUAUA